UCUGCGUAGGUGCACUUUGCAUCCAUGGCGCCUACUGAGUGGCCACUGUUCUCGGCUGCCGUUCUGGUGACGCGCGAGUGCUUCCCGGCUGCUGGUGGUGCUCUGCCUCAUGUCAGUCGCCGUAUUAGCGAAUUCUUGGACACGUUGGCUCGAGGUGGAGCCUUUACAGCCUCCAUCCAGCGUGGUGACAGCGAGCGGGAGCUGAGUUAUCUGCACCAGCGAGAUCCGACACCAUUGAGUCAAAAUAUGGUGCGUCAUGCAGCUGCAUCGGGUCACGUGCAUGUGUUGAAGUGGAUCAAGGAGUGCGAGGACCAGCGUGUCACGAACUUGUGGAUCGACUACAAUUUUAGUCCACUGGACGAAGCUGCCAAGAGCGGCCAUCUCAACACUGUUAAAUGGCUACAUUACAACGUGAGGGGAUGCGACGCAGGACGCGCCAUGAGCUGGGCAGCGAGCAACGGCCACUUGGAGGUUGUGAAAUGGCUACACUACAACGGAGACGAUCUGUGUGUCAACUACGCCAUGGAUUUUGCUGCUGCCAAUGGGCGUCUGGACGUCUUACAAUGGCUGCAUCAUAACCGCCGUGAGGGCUGCACAACGUGGGCAAUGGACGGUGCCGCUACGAACGGACAUUUGGUGGUCGUACAAUGGCUACACUUUAACAGAAAGGAGGGCUGCAGCAAGGCGGCGAUUGAUGGAGCUGCAGCUCAAGGUCACCUUAAUGUGGUGCAGUUUUUGCUUCUGGAAAUCCGACGUCAAGACGAGAUGCAAUGGAUUGGCUGGGCUUUCACUGCCGCCACCAGUUGCGGCCAUGUCGACGUUGCCAAGUGGGUCAAGACAACGUAUCCAGAGGAAUUUAGCGACAGUGCGAUCACUCUGGCUUUCACUUCUGCGAAAGACAGUGGGCAUGAAAACAUGAUGCAAUGGCUUCGUUCACAGUAUAACGAACGCCGAUGACCAAGUAUGAAAUACGGAGAUUUUUUAAGCAAAUUUAGCUAUUUGGGCUAUAAAA
This is a messenger RNA of Phytophthora infestans T30-4, 1012 nucleotides long. RefSeq lists its product as uncharacterized. NCBI's taxonomy places the organism in Eukaryota, Oomycota, Peronosporomycetes, Peronosporales, Peronosporaceae. The transcript has a single exon. Gene Ontology annotation, molecular function: protein binding. The record is from RefSeq and is a predicted model, not a curated record. The coding region runs from base 25 to 957 and encodes 310 amino acids.